AAAAUAAAUCACCAGCUCUUGUAGCAAAAGCAUAUCUGUGCUGGUAAGCCAGGUAGGCUAAGGAUAAAAUUCCUCCUGUGUGGAGAACUAGUUCACAGUAGAAAGACUUCUUUUGCUAAAUGAGCUAAAUGUCGAGGGAGAGACUUUGCUGAAGAAAUUUGCUUGUGUGGCAGAGAUAUGAAGCACAGGCAGGUACUUAAUGUUAAAUAGAUCCUGUGCAUGUCUGAUUCUAGACAAAUACCAGACUAUUCUGUCUUUCUUGAUACAUGAGAAAGAAUAUGAUAGCCAUGAAAUAGAAAGAACUAGUUGUCUGAGCCAGAAUUUGAUUCCUGAAGUUCUUCUUAGGGGGUCUGUGGGUGAACUCCAGGAGGUGAAACAGAUUGCAAUUUGACCCCGGAGAGAACAACUGGGGAGAGGAGGGAAAGCAAAUUAUUAAAUAAGAGCUGGGAGAAAAGCCAGCCACCAAAAAUAAACUUUGAAGAUCAAUUCCAGGUAUUUCCUGGCAUUGUCAUCCUGCUUCUUCAGCAGCUCAGACUGUAACAACCGGUUUCACAGUUAGCAGGGUGACAGGUUUAGGAUUGUUUGGUGGGUUUUUUGUUGUUUUUUUUUUUUAAAGGAAAAGACUGUGUGGUAAACUGUUUGCAGUGUUGUUUCUUAUGCAAAACUGGGUGGAAUGUUGGUGACGAAAUACCCCUGGGAUGGAGAAAGCAGAGCUUGUUAUUGUAAGAGGGAAACAAGAGCAGGACCGGCUUCGUUUUGAAGAAGUGAAAAGUCUGGAUUUUCUUCCUACAUGUUCAGGUCUCAGGAGUUCCUGAGGGGGUGGAAGUGGAUAUCUAUGCAAUUUGGUGUGAGCAAACAGUGUUCCUGCAGAGCAAUUGUGCUUUCCUGGUGCUGUAGGUAGCCUUGGAAUGGCUUUACGGAUAAUGCUGGUGAGUGAAGGCAUCACCUUUGCAAAGCUCAGAGGUGACUCUGAACGUGUUUCUUCUUGCAAAAAUUCUGCCAGAAGCCGGUCCAGGAGUUCACUAUACUGAAAGCCAGUGUAUAGAUUGUGAGGAAAUUGAAGCAUAUCCUGUUCCAAGGGCUUGUGUUGGUGAUCACACGCCAUCUCCCUGCUGGGGUUUUGUUCUGGGUGAGAGGUGUGUCCCUAAAAACUGUACAGAGACACAGCCUCGGUGGGCUGGAGUUGGCUCGGGCUGGAGUUGGCUCAUGUCUUACCUCACCUGCUUGGCCCCAGCCGUGCUGCCUGGCCCGGGACAGGAGGGUGCAGCAGCUCUGCUUACGCAACACAGCCUCUGGUGCUUGACUGGACUUGUCUGUAAUAACUUUUGUGUCAGUAAUGCUGGUGCCUUUCAGCGAGGGAGAUGCACGGGGCUCACGGGCAUCUCUCCUGGUUUGUCUGCAUUGUCAGAAAUCCUGAUUCUCAAAGAAAGCAGCCUGGACACCCCCUGAUUCGGACUUGGAUGGGAAAACUGUUGUCACCCUGAGUGUGCAGAAGUGGAAUGCAUGAUAUAAAAUUUCAGUUUGGAAAUUGAUUAAAGAAUCUCCAUAGAAUUCAAUAUGGCAUCACAGCAGUCAUCUGCAUCAACAGAGGAGCAGGCUUCCUCUGAAAUAGAUGAUCUCCAUCUAACGCUGCAAGUCCAGCGAGAGUUUACACAGAAGAAAACCUUCACUAGUUGGAUAAAUUCAAUAUUGGCCAAGCAUACCCCUCCUUAUGUUGUCUCAGACCUGUAUACAGACAUACAGCAAGGACAUUUGCUUCUGGAUCUGUUGGAAGUGCUUUCAGGUCAACAUCUGCCACGGGAAAAAGGAUUUAAUACCUUCCAAUGCAGAAGUAAUAUAGAAAAUGCUUUGACAUUUUUAAAGAGCAGAUCACUGAAGCUCAUAAAUAUUCAUGUAGCUGACAUUAUUGAAGGAAAACCUUCCAUUGUGCUUGGGCUAAUCUGGACCAUUAUAUUUCAUUUUCAUAUUGAAGAGCUGGCCAGGACACUUGCCUGUACCUACAAUCAGCCUUCACCUGAUUGUUCAAGUAUUGUUGACUCCUCUCCAAAGGCAAGCAGAUCAGCUAAAAAAAGUGCUAAAAUUAAGGAACGGUGGAAGAUGUCUGCUACAAAGGCUCUUUUGUUGUGGGCAAAAGAGCAGUGUUCGCUGCAUGGCUCUGUCAGUGUCACUGAUUUCAAGUCCAGCUGGCGAAGUGGACUGGCUUUUUUAGCCAUCAUCCAAACCUUGAGGCCAGGUCUGGUUGAUCUGGAGAAGGCAAAAGCCAGAAGCAACAAAGAAAACCUGAAAGAGGCUUUCAGAAUUGCAGAACUGGAGCUGAACAUCCCACGGCUUCUGGAGCCUGAAGAUGUUGACAUUGUGAAUCCGGAUGAAAAAUCAAUCAUGACUUACGUGGCUCAGUUUUUGCAAUACUCCAAGAAUUUGCCUCAGUCUGAAGAAGACAUGCAGGAGAAAAUAAGAGAGGCCAUGGGCUGGUUGUCUGCACAGGAGAAGAAGUUAGCAAAGCUUCUGGUGGAAACAGAGAAUGAAACGUAUUACCAGAAGUACAAAGAAAUGAUGUCAUUUAUGGAAACAUUUAACCAAGAGAAAAUCCCCUUUCUGCCUGUGUUGUCAUCAAAAAGAGGUGAAGCUGAGCUGAGUGAAGGCCAGCAGCAGAUGAGGGAAGAGUGGGAUAAAGUGAUCUCUCAGAUUAACGAGUGGAAAGCCAAGCUGGACCAGAUGUUGCCCUCCCCUCUGGAUAGCAUUGAGGCUUGGCUCCAGGAGGUGGAACGGCUGCAGGCAGAAGAUUUGCCUGAUUUGCAGGAUCCGUUCAAAGCAAUGUCUGUCUUCAGAGAAAUAAUUGUAAUAUUUAAGGGCUUGAUGGAUUGUUUUGAUUCUCACUUGGACACCCUUCAGUCGUUUAAGAAUGAAGAUGAGAAGAAUAUGCCACUAGUCUUGCCUGAAAAAUUAGAGGAAAUGAAAAGAAGAUUUAGCAAUAUUCGUUCCACAAACCCCAGCACUUUUCUUGAAUACCACUAUGGACUGUGCUCAGCCAUUGCCAAUGAGGUGAAGUUAAAGUUAAAUAUCUGGGACAUGAAAUAUGGGGCAAAAGAGUCUGUGGAAUCACUGCUGGAAAAUUGGAAUAAUUUCAUUGAAGAAAAGAAACUUGAAACACAACUAGACACUGCUACUCACAUCUGUGAAGACUUGAAAAACAUAAGUUGUCCUGACUCGGCUGGAGAGCCCCAAGAAAUCAGUAAACUUUUGAAGACAGUGGAGGCAAAGAUUUCUAUGUGCAAAGAGUAUAUUUCCAAUGUAAACACCACCCUACAGAAAGUUCUGUCCUCCUGGAGUAAUUACACAGAAAACAUCCACUUACUAAAGACGUGGCUGGAAGAAAACAGGAAUGAGGAUCCAAAAGAGAUCCCUGCUGAGAUCCUGGCAAAGAGGAAUUCGAUUCAUGGUUCCUUAAAUGAAGCUGGGAACCAUCUCAUUGAAAUCAGCAAAGAGCAAGUUGGAUCAAAUAUUGCCAAAGAGCUGAAGAAACUGAACAGGAGAUGGGCAAAGUUCAUCAAGAAGACACACUUUCUUGGAGAAGAGAGCACAAAUGCUGCUGAAAAGCCCAUGGAGCUUCCAGGGAGCCUGGAGAAAAUUGAAGAGCUGCUUGGAGGGGUGGACAGCUGGGCAGCAGAGAUGGGACAUCUGCUUAGCAAGAUCAGUCACGAGGAGCCUGUGCAACCUGAGAUGGAGGAACAUUUGCAGAGUUUGGCUGCAAGAGGAUCCUCGUGCCGAGACCAAGUUGUGGCAGCAGAAGAGAUAUUGCAAUCCCUGAUGCAGAAUAUUUCAAGUCAGGGCUUUCAACAGCAUUCUCACACCACUGGGCUGGAGGCACGAGUGAAAGAAGCCAGAAGCAAAGUAGAGGCUGUCAUGGGUGACCUGAACAACAUCUUGUCUAAAUCUGAGAAAAGACCCUCAGAGAAGGAGGCUUUGCUCAAUUUUGAAGAAUCCCAGAAAGAACUUGAGGCCUCCAUUUCGAAGGCUGUGCAACUUGUCAGUCAAAAAUUAAGUCCUGAGGAAUGUAUUUCAAGAUAUGAGGAAGCUUUUAAUGCUCUGGACAAUAAAGUUCUUGACAAAUUUUUGAAAGCAGCUGAGCAGCUGAAAAAUAUUUCAUCUGAUCAUGAGAAGCUGGUGGUGGAAGAUGAUGUUCGUAGGAGAUGGGAGGCAGUUCGUCAGGAAAUUGUAUCCUGUGUCCAGCUCAUAGUAGAAAGGGAGAAAAAGAAAUUUAAUGCAACUUUAAAAAAAAUCAAUAAGCAGUUAGGCAAAGAGAAGAAACUCCUAAGUAUGGAUAAAACCAAAGGGCUCAUCAAGGAACAUGAGGCUUUUUUUUCACACGAAGGCAGCAUGAAGGAGCUUAACAAGACCUUGGAAGACCUUAAAACAUUAGCAAGACUCUCAGGAGAAGCUGUCCCAGGGAUACAGGCACUCACUGCAGACUGUGAAAAAAGGGUAGAAAAGGUUCAACAAAUGGUGGCAGACACUUACACAGCACUGCUGGCUUGUGUUGGAAAAGGACAGUCCCCUCUGAAAGGGAACUCCAUUAUGGCUUCUGAGAAUGGAGAAGAGUCUGGUUCUUCUCAACAAAUUGACAGCCUUAUGGUGCAGGAGACCUCAAGACCUGCUGCAGAUGCAGUUUUGGAACCAGAUGUGAAACAUCACAAUGGGGAAAGCUGUGCAGACAAGUUUGAGGAAGAUGGUGAUUCAUCCAUACCAACUUUGUUAGAGAGCUUUAACACACAAAGAAGUAACCUGGAGGAACUUCUUCGACUCAGCAGAGGCAAAGUAGCAUCUGGCUUUACUGAUGAAAUAAAAGGCACUUCAUGCCUUUUGACUAAGCUGCUUGAACUAGAGGGAAUAAUAGACAAUGAAAUCAGUUCUAGUUGGACACAACUGGAAAACAUCUCAUCUGCCUUAGAAAAUCUUGUGGCUGAAGUGCAGCAGGCUGCUCUUGCUGAGGCAAGAAACAAGCUACAAGGCGAGUGGAAAGAACUUCAGGAUAAUAUAAAUACCAGAGCAAACUCUUUAAGGACUGCUGUGGAAAUUGUCCGGCCAAUAGAAAAUCAAUGCACCUUUCUCUGUGAAUCAUUAAAUCAGUGGCUGAAGAAAAAGUACAUCCAUCAGUUUAAUCUGAUGGACACUGACCUUGCUUAUAGUGAACUGAAGAUGCUGCAGAGAUCCAUAUUAGAUCAGAUUGAAGUGUGCAAACAAUUGGAACAAGAUCUAGACAGUUCAGCAAGGGAUAAAUGUAAUCCAAUAGAUCUGCAAGCUGCAAGCAAAAUUAUGAUUUACUGUCAAAAUCAUCUUGAAGAAAUGGGCCGUGAAUUGCAGAUCCGUGAGACAGUCCUUAAAGAUGUGGAAGCUUUUAUGGCCACCCUGAGGAAGAUCCAGUCUUCCAUCAAAAGUCUCCCAGAUCCCCCAAAUCAACCUGAAAUACAGGGAAAAGCUUUGAGGGAGGCUGCACAAGAAGUUUCUCAUCUGGCAGAAGAGGCUAAAUGUUUGGAUGAACGCCUGAAGACUGUUAAUAUCUGUUUGGAAGAUGCUGAAUGUGGGAGAAAGAGCUGCUGUAAAAACCUUGUUCUGACUUUAUCUAAAGAGCUAAAUGCAAUUUAUGAUCCCUCAAGUGAGCAGGUGCUUACAGAAGAAAAAGACUUAUACAAGACAUUUUCCAGAAAAAAGAGUGAACUCCUUAAAAACAUUCAGGAUCUACGUGACAGAAUUAACAAAAUAGGCUUGAAGGAUCCGACAAUUCCAGCUAUUCAAAAAAGGAUAAAAUCAUUAACAGAAUUGGAAAAGGAAUUGGAUCGUGCUGGUGCUGAAAUGAAACCUAUGCAAGAAAUUGCUAAUAAGCUCCUGCAGAUCGAUGAGGAGAAAGCAGAGGAAGCAAACGAGCAGUGCAGAGUUACAGAGAGGUUAUGGGAGGAUACAAAGCUCUUGCUGGCUGAAUGCCAGGAGCAGUGUGCAAGGGUUCUGGAGCUCCUAAAGCAGUAUCAAAGCUGCAAAACGAGUCUGACCAGCAUCAUCCAGAAACAGGAGAUUGUGCUUUCCCAGCAAACGUCUUACAUGGGGAAGGAGAAUUUGAACAGACUAAUAGCAAAGAUUGAAGAGGCAAAAGAGGAAUUUAAUGAACACUCUGAAGAUGUAGACAAAAUAAAUCAGAUCUGCAAAAACCUGCAAUUCCAGCUGAAUAAAAUGAGAAGCUUUGAGGAGCCUCCGUUUGAGAAUGAGGCUAACAUUAUUGUGGACAGAUGGCUGGAUAUCAACGAAAAGACCGAAAACUACUGUGAUAAUUUGGGAAGAGCUCAGGCUUUGUGGGACAAACUCCUGAGCUUAUCUGGCACAAUCGAUGCUUGGGCAAAUGCAGAGCUCAAGAAUGCAGAAGACCAUUGCCUGACUGAGGAGGACCUCACUCAGCUGAAGGCAUGCUUACGAGUCCAAGAGCAGAAACUCCAAAAAUUCGACAACACAGUGGCUGAGAUAGAAGAACUUCUGAAUAGUAAUGAAACUCCAUUGGAGCUGCAGGUCAUCAGAUCAUCUGUUGUGCAAAAAAUGGAGCUAAUAAAAGAGCUCUUGUCAGCCAAGCGAGGGAGCAGUGAACUCACCGUGAAUACAGCAGAGCUGAAGGGAGACCUUGAUCUGGCCAAGACACAGAUUGGAAUGACUGAAUCACUUCUCAAAGCUUUAUCUCCUUCAGACACCUUAGAGAUCUUUACUAAACUAGAGGAGAUACACCAGAAAAUUCUGCAGCAAGAACACCUUGUGGCAUUACUCCAGGAAGAGACAGAUUGUCCUGAUGUGGAUGAAUUAAAUAAGCAGCUUAAAUGUGUCACUGAUUUAUUUAAUAGCAAGAAACAUGUGCUUCAAGAUCACUUUAUGGGUGUUUUGGAUCGUCACUGCAAGAAUUUUAAUGACUGGUUCAGCAGCACUCAGCUGUCUCUGAAGGAGUGCUUUGAGCCCUCAGAAACAAAACCCAUACUGGAAGAAAGACUAGAGAGGCUAAAGCACUUCCUAACAUCUGAAGGCAGAGAUAGAGACAUCCAAGAGGUUAAAGCUCUACUGAAUAAAGUGAAGCCUUACUUGCCCAAAGCAAGCAUUAACCACCUCAACAGUCGUGUGAGAGACCAAGAGGCAGAGCUGCAAAGGUUGAUCUCCAAAUGUCAGAGAAGGGAAAAGGAGCUUGGUGCCUCUCUGCAGCAGCUCAGUAGCCUUGAAGAAAGCAGCAUGGCUUUGGAAGAAUGGCUCUCUGCUCAGGAGGAAAAAGUAAAAGAGAUCAAUAAAGAUGAUACAGAACUCGAAAACGUCUAUAAAACAUUAUUAAUGCAGAGGAAACCAUUUGACUCCCUGGCUCAGCUAUCAAAUUCCUUGAGGGAGUUUGGGCUGACAGAAUAUGAAACCCUUUCAGAAGCCAGUAAUCUUCUUAGUAGGUACCAUGCACUGAUAACACGUGUCAGUGAAAUGGCAGGGAACACUGAGAGACUUCCAGUGGAAGGACAGAAUUUUGAAGACCUUGCCCAGGAUGUUUCUUGCUGGAUCAAAAAGCUUGAGGAGACUCUUAAUAAAAUGAGUUCACAAGGAAGUGAGUUGCCACCAGACGAAAGGAUUAAUCAGAUAAAGGAAAUCACAAGUCUCAGAGAUGAAGGUGAGGCCAAAAUACAGAGCAUGGUGGCUCUAGGAGAAACUAUAUUGAGAAAUGAGAAAAAUAAGAAGCCAGAGGUUCAGCAGACUAUUUCUGAGCUCCAGAAAAAGUGGGAAAACAUCUGUGAGCUGGCUACUGAAUACAGCAGCCCUCAAGACCAACUUCAGUGCAACAGGGAGCAAUAUGAGCAAAGCAAAGAAGAUCUGAAAAAAGCUCUCAUGGAACUGGAGAAACAGCAACAAGAGAUUUUUACCCUUCAGCCUGGUUUGGAGGAGAGGCAAGCUCAGCUGGCAAACUAUGCUGACCUCCUGCAGAAAACAGAAGCCUUGACUUCCCAAUUUAGCAAACUGAAAAGCCAGAAGGAGCAUCUGCAGGGCCACACUGUCGAUCCCUGCUUCACAGAGGCAGAAUGGUCAGAAUUAAAGCACCAGCAUGAAAAUCUGCUCAGCCAGCUCCAGGAACAACAGGGACCUCUUAGCCGAUGUGAAGACACCGUAAAGAAAAGUUUGGUUUUAGCAGAAACUGAUAAACAAAACACCUCUUCACCAGAACAGUUUAUUAAGGAUGAGAUUGAAACACUUCAGAGUGAACACAAAAGUCUGGAAGAAAGACUUGAAAAUGUCAAGCAAAAGAAGGAAAGCAUUUUCAGUGAAGCCCUUGAGUUAAAAGAUGAGCUUGGUAAUGAAAUACAAAAGGAAGAUAAGUCAGAUACAAUGCUGAAGAGAGAGACACAGAUCACUUCUGAUACUCCAGUCUCUGCAGAGGAGACCCCCAGAGCAGUGGAGCUGAAAGAGCCUUUGGAAAUGAGUGAGGGUCAAGAUGUAAAUGGAAAUGUGUCUGAGAAAGAGAGGCAGAAUGCUCCAGUUUUGGAGGAAAGCAGUGUGCUGUCAGACAGCCCAUUACAGGAUAACCAUCACAGCAAGGACAGAUUGGGGCAGGCUGUUCAGGAGGAGGCUGAUAAGGAGAACCCAGAUAUGGACAGACCUGACAGGUUCCAGGAGGAUGUUCUGGACAGUGCAGUUCUGGAUGGUGAAGCAGAACUGGAGAGAUAUCAGGAUGGUGUUGGUAUUGAAGUUGAUGAAUCUAGGGAAAAAGCCCAUCCAGCACAGAAGGAGGAACCUAGUGAUGUCGAGAAUCAGACACAUAGAGAAGAUGGGGAGCAGGUUCAACAGAAGCUGUGCCAGAAAGGUCAAGUCCUGGAAUCUGUAGCAGCUGAAAAAGAUGGUCUGGGAUCAAAUCCCCCAGUUCCUGCACAUGAGGACACAUGCACUGAAGUGGUUGUCCAGAAGGAACUAUUUCCCAGAGUGCAAAUAAACAGUGAAUAUUUUGAAGAGGAACAAAAGGUCAAUGAGCUGAAAAAUGAAGUGGCUGAACUGGAUAUGGUGCUUAUAAAUGAACAACUAAAAGAGCUGGAGAGUUUAAAAACUGAGCUGGAAACGUGGAAAGCAAAAUCUCUGUGCCAUAGUGAAGAAGCAAUUCCCAAUGGAACAGGAUCAAAUGCAGCAGAGGUGCAAACCACAGAUCCUGUGGUGCCCUGCUGGGACAGGCUGCUCCAGGAACUGGAAGCUGUUAAGGCAGUGAAGCAACAACAGUGCUGUUUAAUUAAUGAAUACCAGAAAAGUCUUUCUGCUGCACAGUCCUCCAUGAAAAAUUUGUCAACAGAAAAAGAUAACAUAAAAAUGGGUCCUAUGAACAACACAGUUCUUCUGGAGAAAAUUAAGGCAUGCAUAGAGUCCUUACGAAAAGAAAGAGAUGUCUUAAACCAGUUGCAAAGUCAGCAAGAAGUUUUAUCUCAGCAUUUGACAUGCAUGGAUAAAGUGUUGACAGAGAGCCAAAUGAGGCAGCUGGAGCACUGGUGGCAGCACAUGGAACAAGCAGUACAAAAGAAACAUGAUCAGGUUGUGGCAGAAAUCGAUGAAUUUAACCUGCUUAUGAAUAAAGCACGGGAUAUUCAGAGGCUGAUACAAGAACAGUAUUUGCAAGCAGAGUUACAUUCCUCAGCUGCAGGAAAAGCCAAGGAUCCUCUGAUUUGGACCACAGAGCUACAGGACAUUAAACAUGGUCUUUCUCUACUAAAAAGAAAGAUUGAGCUGCAGAUGAAAAGAAUUUGGAGUGAUCAAGAGAAGGUCACUUUGGAGAACUCUAUUCAUGAUUUGCAGAGCAAAUUGGAAGCAUUGUCAGCACAACAAACUCCUCAAGAGGAUAUUCAGACCACUGGUCCUGCUCUCAUGAAACAUGAAAUGAUGAAGAGGCUGAAAGAAAAUAUUUCCUGGGUGAAAGAUUCACUGUCCCACCUUGAUCAGAAAGCAGCACUUUUCCCCAGUGAUGUCAAAUCACAGAUCAGAAAUUGUCAGCUUAUGAACACAGACAUCCUAAACAGAGAGCCUGUGAUUGUAUCCCUGGAUUAUGGGCUCCAGCACAUCCUUCCCAGCUUGGAGCCAGAGGAGGUCUCUGAUAUCACCUUCCUUUUACAAACACUGAAGAAUUCAUACAAGGCUCUUGUUUUAAAAUCUGCUCAAAGACUGCAGCACUUGGAGCUCCAGCUGGAGGAGAGGCAAAGGCUCACGGCAGAAAUAGACAAAGUUCACUCUCAGCUUUGCAAAGCCGAGCUGAUGGCCAGGCCUGACCCAAACCAAACCAGCACGUGCUCAGAGCUGGUCAGCCAACAAGCCAUUCUAAAGGAGAUGCUAAAGGACAUACAGGAAAUAGAAGGGCUGAUCUCAUCCCACUGUAAAGAGAGUCAGGUCACAGCUGGGCAGCUGAGCCUGUCUGAACAACUAUUCUUGAUUGAUCAGUUAAGAAGUCUGAAGAAUAGAGCAAGGAAGACACAGAGGCAAAUUCAAAGUAAACUUCAUGAAGUAGAACAAAAGACAGCUGUCUCCAGAGAGUUUGCUGAAGGAAUAGCUUCAUUGCAGCAGGAUCUUGAUGACCUGCAGGAUGGUGAAAUGAGCCUGAAAGAUGAUGAAUCAGUAGGUGCCAAGCAGGGAUUGAAGGACAAAUGCAAAGCACUGAAAGAAAAAGUGUUAGCUUUUCAGUCAAGUUUGUCACAAGUAAUGAAGUACAAGGAAAUAUUUGAAUGUGUAGGUCUGAAAUGGGACUCACUGCAGCUGGAUGAAUGGCAAACUAAAUUUUCUAAAAUUAAAAAUAAAAUUAAAGGGAAAAUAAUACACUUGGAAAAUAUUGCUAGGGAAUGGGAUAAGAUUCAAAGAUUGCUAAAUGAAAUCCAGACUCUGACAUCCACUGUAAGAAAAGAAGCUAAUAUCCUAAAUGAUAGCUCCAGCUCUUCUCCUGCUGAGAAUGUCAUAUCUGCACAGAUUCUAUUGCAGACAGUUCAACAAGUCUUGUACUUAACCCAGGAGGCAGCAAAUCAAAUAAACAAAAAUGAGGUCUUUGAUAAAUCAUUCAAAGAAUCUAAGAGGAAAGAAAUAAAGGGCCUGGAGAAAAAUGUUGAGGAAUUGAAGCAGUUUCUUCAAAACUUGGUCUCUGGGCUACAGAGUGUAAACAAGGAAGGUAGCCAGAAUGAAGUAGAAAAUAUAUUCCACAUCAUAAAGCAUAUUCAAUUAGAACUCCAGCAGCCACUUGUGAUAGACAUAAAUACAAUGCAGGAUAAAAAGCUGCGAUGGGAGGCAAUUCAGAAUAUGAUGGAAGGAAAGUUUUCUGCUCUUAAAUGUAUAAUGGAAAAAGAGAGGGAAAAACAAGAGAAAUCUCCUGCUGCUGCUGUAGAAAUAGAGACACUGCAAGGCCAUGAAGCACAACUGAAGGCAGACAUUGCUGCCCGUGUUAAUGCCCUGGAGGAGGCAUGUAAGGCUGGUGAGCUUUACACCAAGGCCCUUCAGAGGGCUUCCAGGUUCCUGGAGGAAUGUGAAGCUCCAGCCCAGGCUACAGCAGAGCUCUGUGGCUCCGUGGAGAUCUGUCAGACUCCACACUGGGAAGAGUUCAACUCUGCAAAGGCUGACUUAGAAAACCUGCACUCCAAGCUGAAGGACCUAGUGAAGCCAGAAGACAAAGUAUGUCUGGAAAAUGAUUUAAGAGAACUGAUGGAAAAGAGUUUGGCACUAAGGAAGAAGGCUCAAAGAAAGGAAGCUGAUGAACAGAGGUAUUUUGAAAAACACAAAAGCUACACAGAAACCAAAGAUAAAGUGUGUGAUAAUCUUAAGAAAUUGGAAAAGAUGCUUAGACAAUCUUUGUCUAAGAUUCCAAUGUCUUAUAAAGAAGCUUUGGAGCAUUUGGAAGAAAGCAAGAUUUUAGUCUCCAGCAUCGACUCUGCUGAAGAGGAUCUGGUGAAGCUGAGGCAGAUCUCUGGAGAGAUGAUGAGAUUAUGCAGAGGAAGUGACAGGGCUCUGGGCAGGAUUGUAACAGUGCUAUGGGAAAACUGGCUGGGUUUACUUGAGGCUGCCAAAGGGCUGGAAAUUACCUGUGAAGAAUUAAAGCAGGAAUGGAAAUUCAUCAAUGAAGAGCUGGAACGAGAAACAAUAAUUCUCGAUAAGCUCCAGGAAGAGCAGCCAGAAAGCCUUAAAGAGAAGGAAAAGGCCACCAGAGAGGAGCUGGUGGAGUUACUUGAUUUUGUGAACUCAUUUGAAGAAAACAUCAACCAGCAGCAGCUCCUCUUACUCUUGCUUCUUCAUCGGAUAAGAAACAUCCUGAAUACACCUGAAAAUGCUGAGGGAGAAGCUGCCCUUCCUGCCUUGUGUGAGAUAAAGGCAAUGCAAGAGCGCUGUAAAAAGUUGUACAAAAAAGCUCAAGACCAUAAAGAUUCUGUGAAAGCUGAGAUUCAAGAGAGGAACAAGGUCACUGAAGAAAUAAGUGCUGUGACAAAUGCAUUACAGAAUGCUGCAUCUGUGUUAUUGCAGGAUGCUGAUGGAAAGGCAGAACAGCUGGAGGAGCUUCAGAGUGUGAUUGCCAGAGAGAGUCAAGCUCUGGAGGAUAUCAUGGAGAAACUUCGGAUCAAGUAUUCUGAAAUGUACACAAUAGUCCCUGCAGAGAUCGAAACACAGCUGGAGGACUGCAAGAAAGUAUUGCAAGACCUAGAAGAGAAGGUUAGCUCUGAAAUCUUGCAGAACUCUCCUCAGUAUGUGCUGAAAAGAAAAGCAGAAACUAUUAACAAUGGCCUUCAUGCUAUUGAAAAGAUGUUACAACAGAAGAGUGAAAACAUUGCAAAAGCCAAGGAAGUUCAGAAGCAAAUUUGGGAUAUGCUGGACCUUUGGCAUUACAAACUCAACGAGCUGGAUGCAGAGGUGCAGGAUAUAGUGGAGCAGAAUUCCUGCCAGGCCCAGGAGCUGAUGGAUAUCCUGGAGGCUCCCCUGAGGCAGUACCAGCAGGUCUCACAGCGUGCUGAGCGCAGAACUGCCAUUCUCAACAAGGCCACCAACAAGAUGGAAGAAUAUGAGGAGCACCUGAAAAAUGUGAAAGAUUGGAUAGAAAGCACCAACAGUUUGCUAAGAGCUGAUGCUCAGCAUGACUCUGCAAAAAGCUUACACAAGCACACUGAUGAGCUCCAGAUGGCUUUGGAAGACUCAGAGCAAAAGCAAAAUCUUCUGCACGGGAUCUCCAUGGAGCUGGAGGAGCUGUCACCCAUCUUUGAAACUGACAGUAUAAUGCAGCAGCUGAAUGAAAUAGAUGUUCAAGUAACAACUUUACAGCAUGAGAUAGCAGAGAUUCUUCCACAAAUCCUGCAUGUGGCUGAUGAGUUGGAUGCCAUUGAAUCUCAUGUGAAAGUGUUUGAGAAGGAUGUUGCAGAAAUGAAGACAAUCCUGUCAUCAGAAGAUCUGUUGGAAUUUUCUCCUAAAGACCAACUUAAACAUGGACAGGUUAUACUGGAGCAUGUUGCUCCCAUGCAGAAAACUAUUGUUCAUAUUCAGUCCUAUGAAGAUGCUCUUCAGCUGCCAGGGCUGAAAAUGCAACCUUUCUCAGUCUUCCAAAGAGCAAGACAGCUCUUGAGAGAACUGAAGAAAUUAGAAAAAAUUACUAAGGAGCAAAAUGAGCUACUGGAGGAAACUGUAAAGAAAACAGAAGAAUGUGAGCAAGAAAUUGAGAAGUUGAAACAACUGCUGAAGAACAAUUUGGUUGAAAUAUCACAUGAAGAUCAACCACAGGCUCAGAAGACUCCUAGUCCAGAGGGAGAAAUGGAAGCUGUAAAAGAAGAGAUCAUAAAGCUGUGCCAAAGAAAGGAAGAUUUCCUUACCGGGAUGAAGAAUUCCAUGUCUGAGCUUCACCAGCGCCUGAAGCAAGAAGUGCCUGAAGCAGCAGAUGAACCUCCAAGCUCUGUAUUAGCACAGAGUGACCUGAUUGGGACUGAUGUUUCUGGUCAGCAGUUGAAAAAAAGAGGUGUGAUAUCUCUUCUACCUUCCUUAGAUGAAGAAUCAGAAGACUGUUCUUUACACAGCAAGGGAAGUGCAACCACAGAGAAAGAUGCAAGCUUUUGGCCUUCAGAAAGAGAUGAUGAAAGGCUCAAGGAAGACAGUGCAACCUCCUGGUCUUCUGGUACCUUGUCAGAUGGCAUUGUUCAGGAUGAGGAUGUUGUAACUGAAUCACUCAGUAAAUAUGAUGAAGAAACAUCUCUGCAAACUUUGGAGGGCACUGAAGGUCCUGGCACAGGUGGUGACAGUCUGGCUAUGAGCCACCGGCCGCCUCCAGUCCCCAGCGCCGCCCUGGAUGGAGGGAAGCCUGAGCCAGAAUCCAUCCUCCUGCUGUGCCAGGCCCAGGUGGCUGAGCUGGAGCAAUGGCUAGACAGGACUAAGAUGUCGCUGAGGGCAGACCCUCAGACCCCCCAAAGGCAGCAGAUGGUGGAGCCGCAGCUCGCUGACUGCCAGGUGAGGUUAUCAGAGAUUGAACAAAAGGUCCUUUCUUUACUGGAAGAUUGUGGAGAUAGUGCAGACUACCAACAAAAGACAGAGGCUCUUUCCUUGAAGCUGAAGGAGGUGAAGCGCAAUUUGGAAAAUGUCCAGAUGAUGCUCCAAGACAAGUGCAGUGAAGAGCAGGUGCCCAGCAGGGAGAGGAUUGACCCAGAGCCCCUGGAGAUCCUGCACUCUGAUGGUUUCAGCACAUCCCAGCUGCCCCUUGCCCAACAGCCUUGGCACAAUGGGCUCCAGCAGCCACAGGACCUGAAAUUAAAAGCAGCUGAGCAGAAAAGCCUCAUUGACUUUAUUGAGUCGUGUGUGGAAAAAAUGCAGCCACAGCUUGAGGACAGCGUGACUCUGAAAUCAGAAUCCAGCAAUGGAGAAUCUGACUCAAAGAGCAAGCAGGCUGAUGCCACCUUAGCUCCAAAGGAUCAAAUGGGUAAUAAAUGGCAAUAUUUACAACAGGAGCUGUCAUCAAAGAUGAAAUCUCCUCUCUGCCAGCUUGUGGAACCUCAGAUCACAACAAAGAUGAACAUGCUGCCUCGAGGCACAUUCUCAGGUGCAGGAGCCCCAACUGUGGAAGAGCUCAAAACUUACACUGUCCAGCUGGGAGACCUAAGCCAGGAAGCAAAUGUGGUGCAUGCACAGGAUAAUGUGGCAGAGGAAGUCUCUUCCAAUUUGGACAGAAAAUUGUUUGAGUUGCUUCUGGCAAUCAGCCGGUGUUUGAAUAACAUGGAGGAGAUGCUGAACACCUCGGUGCUCUCCACUGAAGAGGCAGCUGUGCAGCAGGCUCUCUAUGAGACUCUGUCUGUGGAGCUGCAAAAACUUCAUGCUGAUCUGAGUGAUAAAAAGGAUGAUCUUCUGAAGUCCAUCAGCUGUGCUGGUGGGAGCACAGAUGUGUUCUGCGAGUGCUUUAACAACUUGCAGGCGCGGCUGGAACAAACUCAAGCUGCCACUGCUUCAAGGAGCAGCUCCAUGAAAGCUGGGCUGGAUCAUAAUAGCAAUUACCUGAAUCAAGCCAGGCUACUGUAUGAUCAGUUAACUGAGAAAAAAGCUGCUCUGCAACAAUGCUUGAAUGAACUACAUGGACAUAAUGUUUCUGAACAGCUUCAGAAAAUUGGUGCCUGUUCUGUGGAGCUGCAAAACUUUGAAAGCCAAGUAGCAAAAUUGAGAGGCCAUGGAGAAAGAUUGCAGUUACCUAUCACUUUAAUCCAGGAAGCUUAUAAAUUAGAGGAUGUUCUGGAUGACAUGUGGGGGAUUCUGAAAGCAAAAUACAUGGACCUGAACUCCCCUUCCAUCAGUGAAAGCCAGUAUGAGGACUUGCUUCGUGGGUUUGCAGAGCUGGUAGCUAUUGGAAGAGAGAAGAUGGCACAAGAUCCAAAGCACCUGACAAAAAGCAGAGCAGCUCUGCAGUCUCACCUGAAAAAUCACAAGGAUUUUUUCCGCAACCUCGUGACACGCAUGGCUUACAUGGAAGUGUUUUCCAAGAGAGUGAGUCCUUCUGUCCUGCAAAAGAGAGAGGAGUUCUGGAGAGAGCUGGUGAAUGAAGUCAAAUUGCUGGAGCAGAAGGCCUGCCAGUAUGGUAUACACUUAGAAAGCUUGUUAAAGGAUUGGAUGGUAUUUGAUGAGGAAUGCCUAGUUUUCAAUAAGGAGUUAGAAGCACUUGCCUCUACAUUGCCUUCUGUCAGUUUGGUUGAAGAAACUGAAGAAAGAUUAAUGGAAAGGAUUGCACUUCUAGAGAAAAUCAAAAGCAGUGUUGAUGAAAAGCAUGCCAGGCUGUACCAGAUGGUGAAAGAAGGGAAGAAAUUGCUGACUGCUGUGAGCUGUCCUGAAAUAAGAAGCCAGAUUGGGAAGCUGGAAGAACAGUGGUUGUCUUUGACCAAAAAAGUUGGCCAUGAGCUACACCGACUUCAAACAUUACUGAAACUCCUGGUCAGCUACAACAAAGACUCGGAGGAAUUGAUGAAAUGGUUGGAUUCUGCUCAGCAGAGAAUGAAUUUUUGGAAGGAGCAGUCUCUCAAUGUGUCACAAGAUCUCGCCACCAUCAGGGACAACAUCAGCAGCUUGUUUACAUUUUCUAAGGAAGUUGAUGAAAAAUCUUCCCUGAAGUCAUCAGUGGUGAGCACUGCCAGCCAGCUCCUCCAUGUGAAGCAAGCUGAUAUGGCAGCACUUAGGUCAUCUUUGGCAAAGUUUGAGCAAAAAUGGGGAGAGCUGAUUACACAGCUCCCAGCCAUCCAAGAAAAGCUUCACCAGCUUCAGAUGGAAAAGCUUUCAUCACGGGAAGCUAUUGCUGAACUAAUGGCCUGGCUGGACCAUGUGGAACAGCAGCAGGAACAGGAGGAGCCAAUAAAUUCACAACGUGGUGCUGCCCAAGUCAAGACCCUCCUUCAGAAGUACAAGGAAUACAUGAUGGAAAUGAACUUUAAGCAGUGGAUGGUGGAUUUUGUUAACCAGUCCCUGCUGCAGAUGAGCACCUGUGACGUGGAGAGCAAGCGCUACGAAAGGACAGAGUUUGCUGAGUGCCUGGGCGAGAUGAACCUGCGGUGGCACCGCCUGCAGGCAUCCCUCAGCAGAAAGAUACAAGACCUGGAACACAUUUUGGAGGAUAUUACUGAGAAUGAGAACAAAGCCCAGACUCUGCACAACUGGCUGGAAGCUCAGAGUGAUCGACUGAGAUCCUUACGGACCCCAGCAAGUCUGAUCUCUGCACAGAACACCUUAGAUGAUUGCAAGGAGCUAGAAAAUCAACUCACAGCUAAAUCCGAAACUCUUGAUGAGCUCCGACAGAGUUUGGCUUCGAAUGGUAGUGCAGAACAAACCUCAGAAGCUCAGACUCUCAGGAUAACUGAGCUGUGUGAAAUGAAGGACAGCAUUGUAAACCAGGUUGCACAGCUGAAGGCCUCAAUGGAAUCAAUACUGGAGCAGUGGAGAGCAUAUGAUGAAAUUUAUGCAGAAGUCAGCUUGAUGACAACAAGAUAUUUGUACUGCAUAGAUCAGUGCAAACCAUCUGAGGAAGAAGCUUCAUUGGAAGCUUUGAAAAAACAGGUCAAAACUCUCCAGGCUCUUCAAGAUGAAUCAGAGAACAAUGAAGAAAGCUGGGCCAAGCUCCAGGCUGCUGCCAGUAACCUGAAGAAGAGCUGCUCCCCCUCUUUUGCAGAGAUUAUUGACCAGAAGUGCACAGAGGCACACACUAGGUGGAACUCAGUAAAUGAAGACAUCACAGAUCAGCUGCGGGCAGCACAGGCAGCUCUGCAGCUCUGGGAGCCCUUUGAUGCUUUGUGCUCUGAGACAGCAGCCAAGUUACAGCAGUACAGCCAGCAGUGUGCUCAGCUCCUGGAUGCUCACAUGCCUGAGGAGAACACGAUAGAAACCCUGGAGCAGAGGAUACAGGAGAUAAAGAAUUUACAGCACGGCCUUCAGAACAUUGCAGGAUGCCGAACUCAGAUUUAUUUGCAGGCUGACAGGAUAAAACAGCAGGCUGGGACAGCUGCUGAAGCCAUUCUGAUGGAGAAGCUGCAGCCUUUUCAGAGAGCAACCUAUUUGGAAAAGAUGUUGCAGAGGAAGUUGGAUGAACUUCAGUUCAAUCUUUUACAACUGGAAGAUUUCAACAACUGCCUGGAAACGCUGGAGGGUCGUGUCAAGAAUUGCACAGACACCUUUGAUAGCCUCUGUUUAGAGGAAGAAGACAACUCAGAAUUGCUCAUGAAUCAGACACUGGAGCUUGCUGCACUUUCUCCAAGCAUAGAGAGUUUGAAUGAAGCAAGCAUAAAGCUGCCACUCAGUGACUUCACUCUGAAGAAAAUGCAGAGCCUGACUCGGCAGUGGAGUCAGAAAACAGCAGCUGCUCUGGAAUGUUGCAGUAUGCUUGAGGGAACCCAAAAUGAUGAGAAGAAAUUCUUUCAGAAAUGUGAAAAGUGGAUGAAAUUCCUAGAAAAAAUGAAAGAAGCCUUAAAAACAGAUAUUCCAGGACGGUUUGAAGAACUGCAAGAGCAGCAGAGAGUAUAUGAGAUGCUGCAGACUGAGAUUUCCAUAAAUCAGCAGACAUUUAAUUCUAUCAUAGAAAAAGUUCUAUUCUCCUUGGAAUCUGGAGAAGCAGAGAAAAGGACAGAGUUCAUUUCCAAGCUCACAUUGCUGAAGGAGCAGUGGCAGAAUGUUAUCCGAAUGGUUCAGCAGAGGAAGAAAGAUAUUGAUGGACUCGUGAGCCAGUGGCAGCUCUUCAGGAGUUCCCUGCAGAGCCUCAACAGAUUCCUUGAUGACACAAACAGCUUCCUUGCAGCUGUGAAGAGCCAGGACUGUUACAGCCUUUACCAGCUUAGAAAUGUAAUUCAUGAUUUCAAGAGUAAGGCAGUGAUCCUUCAGAGGUGGCAAGCCAUGUACACCCUGGUGAUCGAUGUUGGGGAGAAGUUGCGCACUGUGUGCGAUCCCGAGACCAGCUCUGCUCUGCAGGAGGAGCUCAGCCAGUUACAGCAGCGCUGGGGGCAAACCCAGGCCCUGCUGGAGAAGAAGAAGAUGCAGUUCAGUGGCACCCUACAGACUUGUGACCGCUUUGAAAAGCAAAUCAAGGAACUGGAAAGCAGACUGCAAGAGCUAAAGGAGAAAGUAAAAGAUCCACUCCCUGUUGAACACGAAGAGCUCCACAAAGCCAAGGAACUUAUUAAGGAGCUGGAGCAGUCGCUGGCAGACUGGGCCCACGACAUGAAGGAGCUGCAGGCCAUGAAGGCGGAGCUGGCACACCUCAUCCUCACCGAGGACAUGAUGGUGCUCAAGGAGCAAGUGGAGCAUUUGCACAGGCAGUGGGAAGAGCUCUGCUUGCGGGUGUCCCUGCGGAAGCAGGAGAUCGAGGAUCGGCUCAAUGCCUGGAUCGUGUUCAAUGAGAAGAACAAGGAGCUGUGCUCCUGGCUGGUACAAAUGGAAAGCAAAGUUUUGCAGACUGCAGAUGUUAGCAUUGAAGACAUGAUAGACAAAUUGCAGAAGGACUGCAUGGAAGAAAUAAACCUGUUCAGUGAAAAUAAGCUUCACUUGAAACAAAUGGGUGAUCAGUUAAUCAAGGCUAGCAACAAGAGCCGAGUUGCAGAAAUAGAUGAUAAACUCAAUAAAAUCAAUGAUCGCUGGCAGCACCUCUUCGAUGUCAUUGGAGCACGGGUGAAGAAACUGAAGGAAACAUUUGCUUUUAUACAACAAUUGGACAAAAACAUGAGUAACCUUCGCACCUGGUUGGCCCGGAUUGAGUCUGAGCUUUCCAAGCCUGUUGUUUAUGACAUCUGUGAUGACCAAGAAAUCCAGAAGAGACUGGCAGAACAGCAGGACCUGCAGAGAGACAUAGAGCAGCACACGGCGGGCGUGGAGUCCGUGUUUAACAUCUGUGAAGUCCUGCUACACGACUCAGAUGCGUGUGCUAAUGAGACAGAGUGUGACUCCAUCCAGCAAACCACCAGGAGCUUGGACAGACGGUGGAGAAACAUCUGUGCCAUGUCCAUGGAAAGGCGAAUGAAAAUCGAGGAAACUUGGCGUCUAUGGCAGAGGUUUUUGGAUGACUAUUCCCGCUUUGAAGAUUGGCUAAAAGCAUCUGAAAAUAUAGCAGCUAGGCCUAAUUCUUCAGAGGUCUUGUACACACAUGCAAAAGAGGAGCUGAAGAAAUUUGAGGCGUUCCAGCGGCAGAUCCACGAGCGCCUCACGCAGCUGGAGCUGAUCAAUAAGCAGUACCGGCGCCUGGCCCGCGAGAACCGCACCGACUCGGCCAGCAAGCUCAAACAGAUGGUGCAUGAGGGCAACCAGCGCUGGGAUAACCUCCAGAAACGAGUCGCUUCCAUCCUCAGGAGGCUCAAGCACUUCACCAAUCGGAGAGAUGAGUUUGAGGGGACGAGGGAAAGCAUCCUGGUCUGGCUCACAGAAAUGGACCUACAGCUGACAAAUGUGGAGCACUUCUCAAAAAGUAACUUUGAUGACAAAAUGCGCCAGUUAAAUGGUUUCCAACAGGAAAUAACGUUAAACACCAAUAAGAUUGAUCAGCUAAUCGUUUUUGGGGAGCAGUUGAUUCAGAAGAGUGAGCCUUUGGAUGCCAUCCUGAUUGAAGAUGAAUUGGAAGAACUCCAUCGAUACUGUCAGGAGGUGUUUGGGCGAGUUGCCCGCUUCCAUCAAAGACUGACUUCAAGGGAUCCUGGAUUGGACGAUGAAAAAGAUAACUCUGAAAAUGAGACAGAUCAAGAAGACUCCAGAGAAAUCCAGAAUGAUCCCUGGCAUAAGAAGGCCAUCACAGAGGGGCCCUCAUCACCACAGUCCCUUUGCCACCUUAUGCCCCCAGCUCAGGGCCAUGAGAGAUCAGGCUGUGAGACCCCUGUCAGCGUUGACUCCAUCCCACUUGAGUGGGAUCACACAGGUGACGUGGGAGGUUCUUCCUCUCAUGAAGAUGAUGAAGAAGCACAAUACUACAGUGCUCUGUCAGAUGUAGAAAUCACUGAAAACCCUGAGGCAUAUCUUAAAAUGACCACAAAAACUUUGAAAGCAUCUUCUGGAAAGUCUGUUUCAGAAGCUCAUCCUUGGCAUUCUUCGGGUAGCCCAGUCUGCAGGAAACACAGAUACAACCAGGCAGAGAUGGUUGGAAAUGUGUUAUCUGGACCAGAGACAAGUACUCCCUAUAAACCAGACUAUGUGAAGCAGCUCAGCUCUGCAAGCAGUAGCAGCAGCAAGGAGAAAAUUCCAUCUGCCAGCAUGAGCGAUGAGGAGCCCCAAGAUGACCAAGAACUUGUGAAUCUAACACCAGCAGAGAAGCAGUCAGGCAUUAUUGAUAGGUGGGAGCUCAUCCAAGCUCAAGACCUCAGAAAUAAACUUAGAAUGAAACAGAAAUUGCAACAGUGGCAGCAGCUGGAUUCAGACCUCAGUGACAUCUCUGCUUGGCUUGAUAAAACUGAGCAAGAGCUGGAAGAGCUGCAAAAGGUGAAGCUUCCAACCAGCAUGCAGGCAUUGGAACAAAAGGUCAAGAAGUUGAAAGACAUGCUUAAAGCAUUUGACAACUACAAAGCAGUGUUGCUUUCUGCUAACCUGAGCAGCAAGGAAUUCCAGAAAGCAGACAGCACGGAGUUCAAGGAGCUGCAGAACAGGCUUCGGAAGGUCAACUUGCACUGGGAGAAGGCAACUCGUGCACUGGACAGCUGGAGGAAGGGUUUACAGCAAGCCUUACUGCACUGCCAGGAUUUCCAUGACCAGAGCCAAAAGCUAAUCCUGUGGUUAGAAAGUGCUGAAGGUCGGAGGAAUGAGGCACAGAUCACAGAUCCCAAUGCUGAUCUCAACACAAUACUGGAAUGCCAGAAGGAGCUAAUGCAACUGGAGAAAGAGCUGCUGGAGCAACAGCUUAAUGUAAACUCCCUCCAAGAGCUCACUGCUUACCUGCUGCUGAAACCAGAUGGUGAUUAUGUUGAAGAGGAAGAGAAGGUCCAUGUAAUUGGAACAAAACUGAAACAGCUGAUUGAACAAGUCUCUCAUGACUUAAAAACAAUACAAGGGAAUCUGGAUACCAAAACAUUCCUGCUAGUUCCAGAUGACUUGGACUCAGGAGUCUAUAAUCCAGAAGAAGAGAAAUCCAGCCCUGCUGUGAAGAAGAUGGCCCUCAGGAGAACUGCAGAUGGCAGAAAUGGCAGCAGCACAAGGAGUGAAAGCCAUCCACAGCCCGUGCAGGCAAACUCUCAGUCUCCCUCUUUCUUCUACCGAGUGUUACGAGCAGCUUUACCUCUCCAGUUGUUCUUCCUGCUGCUUUUGCUCCUGGCUUGCAUGAUCCCGUCCUCGGAGGAAGACUACAGCUGCACCCAGGCCAACAACUUCGCCCGCUCCUUCUACCCCAUGCUGCGCUACACCAACGGGCCCCCCCCGACCUAGGACACCCUGCAGUCACACAAAACCCUCUUGGGUGGUGCUUUCCUUUUCUCCCAUGCUGCUCUAGCAUCAAUCAGGCAGCGAGUUUCACAUCUCAAAAUGUAUAUCUUGACAAAAUUUCAGCGUUUUUGUACGGAAAACAGAACUUUUUCUAUAGAUUUUUUUUUUUUUUAAACUGUAAACAACACACUUUAUACUUUGAUGCAAUAGAUACACUAUUUUAUAGGGGCAGUGCUCUUAAGCUUGCAAGGUGUUUGGAUACUGAGUUCUUAGAUGCAGAAAUGACAUCACAGUAAUCUUAAACAUAGCAGUCUGUCUUGGGUUAGCACGACACAAACAGGUGAAGAGGGACUUCAUUUAACAUAAUUUCUGCACACACUUCACGUUACUUGUAUCUUUUGGUACUGUAGUCACUUGGUGGAAACAAAAAUGCAUCUUUUUGAAUCUUUGUUACUGUAUUUUAUUCAUCUAACACGUUCACUAUCAUGAUGCACAUUUGUUUUGUUUGACAUAAAGUGUUCUAGUGGUUAGGACUGCUGUGUUGUCUUUUUAUACCACCUUUGAAAUAAGGAAUUGCUGCAUUUGCAUGGAAAUGGUUUAUAAUGCAUAUAUUUUCUAGAUGAACAUGAUUAUGUAGACUAUCCUUGAUGUAUACAAAUAGUGCAAUGACUUUUUUAACGAAAGUUUUUUUUUUCAGUUUUUAACCUGCUGAAUAGUGUACAGUACCUUGGGAGAGAAUUGUGCAUUUUUCUAAGCUCUGUUUUUAAAAUGAAACUGGCGUGUGGGCAGUGGCUGGAGAAACACUGUGUACAGUCAGCAUUGCCACUGCCCCUCGGUUGUACAGUUUGAGUACUGUCAUUAAAAUUUUGCCAAUGUC
Messenger RNA from Sturnus vulgaris (Common starling), 23245 nucleotides. The record is from RefSeq and is a predicted model, not a curated record. NCBI's taxonomy places the organism in Eukaryota, Metazoa, Chordata, Aves, Passeriformes, Sturnidae.